UUUGAUAGGCGAUUUAUCCGAAGCAAUCGAACCAAAGUUGGGAGCACCAAGCAAUAUUGUUUCGUGCUAAAUCAAGUUCCUGCCAACCGUAACAGUUCCCACAAACUUUCACCAUGUCACGUGUCGGCUUGAUACUUUCGUUCGCGGCCCUGUUCGUCGCGACGUCCGGUUUUACGACCAAUCCCACGUCCUUCCGAGCACCUAGGCAAAGUCUGCUCUUGCAGCAAUCGUCUUCCAGCACGAUACGAGGCAUGCCGGUUGCGAAAGAAGUUGCCCGGCAAAACCUGGUAGACACGGCGGAACAACUGAAACAACAGCACGGACUGCUGCUGGUGGAGCGAAGUGCCCAGGACGAACUCAAACGGGCCGCGGACAGUUUCGAAAGUCUCGCCCAGCCUCCGGCUCUCGAAUCAUACAAACGGGACUUCAUUGGCGAUUGGACACUGGUCUGCUCUACCGCCACCAAUGCGGAUGGCGUGGAUACGACGAGACUCCCAUCCUUCGCACAAGAUCCGAUCAAAAAGAUUCGGGAGACCAUUUCGGAAGCUGCCAACAAAUACUUGACGGUGCAGCAACGUAUCCGUUCUACCAACGAUGACGACGUGAUCGAUCGGAUUGACCAUGUUUUGGAAUAUCAGCCACCAGCACAGUUGAAAGAGCUGCUGGACAACCUACCUCCUCAAUUGAGAAGUUUGAACAUCAAUCCGCUGGAAGUGAGCAAAAGCAAACUAAUUCUCGUGCACAAGGCGUCAAUUGAAUCGGAAAUUCCCCUGUUCACCAAGCUUUCUUUAACAAGCAUUGUUCUCAACGUAGCAGGGCAGAGUACAAGCCUCGAUCCCGACGGUAAAGACGUCGCCGGUAUCAACUUGCCGUUGGGCGAAUUCAUUAAUUCGGGUGACUUUGAAACGACGUAUAUGGACGAGACAUUGCGGAUCAGUCGAGGGAAGCUAGGGCCGGUCGACCAGUUACGCGUCUUUGUUCGUACGGAUCGGCAGCGGCAGAUUGAAGCGCUCAUGGAUAUUGUCGAGACUGAUGUGGGCAUGGGUGUCACGUCGGAAAUGGACGUAGACGAAGAUAAGGAUCCCGAAUUUACCACCAGCAAUAGUCAAGACGAAGUUGUGGACGAUAUUGGUGAGGAGGCAAGCACGGAAGACGAUGUGGAUAGCAAAAGUGUUUUGAACGAUACUAUGGAAGAGGAAAUAAAGGCGUUAGACGAGGAUAAGGAGGGAGUCGACGACGACAAAGGCCCUCCCAAGGACUCAAGUGGGAAGAAAUCGUAAAAGCUACAAAACCCACUGCAUGUCGUAGCAACUGCCGAAUCUAUAGUAUUUAAUACAUGCAUCUAAGCGCAGGCAGGAGUAAUCAGGAAAAA
Molecule: messenger RNA, 1372 nt
Organism: Phaeodactylum tricornutum CCAP 1055/1
Lineage: Eukaryota; Bacillariophyta; Bacillariophyceae; Surirellales; Neidiaceae
Exons: 1
Coding region: 114-1280 (388 amino acids)
Source: RefSeq, a predicted model, not a curated record